Messenger RNA from Papilio xuthus (Asian swallowtail), 957 nucleotides. Its product is annotated as BTB/POZ domain-containing protein 2. The transcript has 2 exons. Gene Ontology annotation, molecular function: protein binding. Lineage: Eukaryota; Metazoa; Arthropoda; Insecta; Lepidoptera; Papilionidae. The annotation marks the transcript as partial. Gene Ontology annotation, biological process: neurogenesis. The record is from RefSeq and is a predicted model, not a curated record. Gene Ontology annotation, cellular component: cytosol; P-body.
UAUGUUUUUGUUCAAUGAAUAAAUUCAAUCUGAAUUACAAAAGACCGAAGGACUCCGGUAUAAUAAAUUAGUUUUUAUUAAUUCAUUACUCCAAUAAUUCUUAUGAUAAUAUAGAAAAAGUGCAGUGAAGAAAAUAAUCAACCGACAUUUUUUUUUGUGUAAUGCGUAAAAUUUAAAAGUUGAAGAAUGGCGUCAGGAUCAAAAAAUGAUAUUGUGAAUCGUUUAUUAAAUGUAAGACUCGAAGGAGGUGGUGAUGAACAUCCUCCGCAAAAUAUGCUGCCGUCGAAUCAAUUGGCGCGGCGUUUAGAAAAUGUUGCGGACGAAGACAAUGGCCGAAUUCCCGAGGCUGUACCGUCAUCAUCGUCGGCGAUAGAAAAUUUGCAACCGAGCAACAAUACAGGUCGCUUGCAUAACUGGCAGGCGACAAAAACUACUGUUAAAGAGAGGUUGUCCUUUCUUUUUAAUAAUGAAAUUCUUUCGGACGUCCAUUUCAUAGUUGGCAGAGAUGCGAAUCAGCAAGUGAUACCCGCGCAUAAAUUUGUCCUGUCAGUCGGUAGCGCGGUUUUCGACGCUAUGUUUAACGGUGUGUUGGCUACAAAGUCGGAGGAGGUUGAAUUGCCUGACGUAGAACCUGCAGCUUUCUUGCAUUUGUUGAAAUUUUUAUAUUCAGAUGAAGUGCGAAUUGGGCCUGAAAGUGUGAUGACCACUUUGUAUACUGCUAAGAAAUAUGCCGUGGCUGCAUUAGAGGAGCAUUGUGUUGACUUUUUAAAGAGUAACUUGGGUACUGAUAAUGCAUUCUUGCUGCUAACCCAGGCAAGGUUAUUUGACGAGCCCCAGCUUGCAGCGUUGUGUUUGGAGAUGAUAGAUAAAAACACAGUAGAUGCUUUGAAUGCGGAAGGAUUUACAGAUAUUGAUCAAGAUACUUUGAAUGCUGUAUUAGAAAGAGACACUCUUCGU